Molecule: messenger RNA, 321 nt
Organism: Rangifer tarandus platyrhynchus (Svalbard reindeer)
Lineage: Eukaryota; Metazoa; Chordata; Mammalia; Artiodactyla; Cervidae
Source: the annotation of a GenBank genome assembly
AUGCUCCCGACCCCCGGUCACUGGCCGGAGCACGCAAUGACGGCUUCUGACUCAGAAGACAAGGCGCCCCGAUCGCAAGGCUGCCAGCUUCAAAGGCACAACCUGCACAGAACUAGGCUGGCGGCGCUGAACCACACGGACCCAGCCAGCUCUUGCUGGCCUCGGGACCUCCGGGCAGUGGGCUACAGGCAGAGCCCGGCCCCGCACACCCGGGGGCCCAGCCCUCGCCAGGCCACGCCUGUGCCUGACUCUCCCUGGUCGGAGGUCCUGGGCCUUGGAAGACCAACUCCUGCCCUGGCCACGCCGCGAAACCCAAGCUGA